Messenger RNA from Penaeus monodon (black tiger shrimp), 1081 nucleotides. RefSeq names its product gamma-aminobutyric acid receptor subunit beta-like. Bases 1 to 1014 code for a protein of 337 amino acids. Lineage: Eukaryota; Metazoa; Arthropoda; Malacostraca; Decapoda; Penaeidae. The transcript has 5 exons. Gene Ontology annotation, molecular function: chloride channel activity; neurotransmitter receptor activity; extracellular ligand-gated monoatomic ion channel activity. Gene Ontology annotation, cellular component: synapse; neuron projection; membrane. Gene Ontology annotation, biological process: nervous system process; regulation of membrane potential; chloride transmembrane transport. The record is from RefSeq and is a predicted model, not a curated record.
AUGGUGAACGUGCGUGGGACGGAGAGGACGAUGGUGGACCCCGAGGCCGUCCUCACCAUCCACCGGCGGGGGGAGCCUCUGGCCGACGACCUCAGCGUCCCCGAGGAUAUCAACGUGUACCUGGGCUCCGAGAACCACCUGAGCGUCGAGCGGAAGUACACGUCCAAGUUCCUGUGCGACCUCGACCUGGCCCUCUACCCCUUCGACGUCCAGCGCUGCUUCAUGGACCUCCAGGUGCUCUCGGCCGCCACGGACUUCGUCGUCCUCGCGGAGGCCAUCUCGAGCGUCUCCUACGUCGGCGCCGAACUCCUGAUCGAGUACGAGGUCGUGGGCGUGAAGCUGGCCGUGUCGAACAACCAGACGAUGGCGGAGGCGGAGGUGGAGGUGAAGCUGCAGCGCCGCGUGGGCUACCCCAUCAUCUCCAUCUACGUCCCCACCGUCAUCCUGCUCAUCCUGGCCUACCUGUCGCUCGUCUUCCGGAGGGACAACUUCGAGACGAGGGUCAUGUCGGCGCUCACCGUGCUGCUGGUGCUGGCGUCGCUCUUCACGCAGGUGACUCGUCCACCGCGAAUGCAGAUACUGACGUCGAAUAGCGCUAAAGAUGCCCCUUCCCUCUCUCCUCCGCAGACCUCGACGUCCCUCCCCAAGACGUCGUACUUCAAGAUGGUGGACGUGUGGCUCCUGUUCAGCAUCUCGCUCAUCUUCUUCGUCAUCGUCUUCCACGUCCUCAUCGACAUGGCUGCGGACGGCAAGCUCUUCGCCAGCGCCUCCAGGAUCUCCUCGCCCCUGAAGGUCGCUCCCGCCGAGGGGAAGGAGGCCAUGGAGGGCGGCGUCUCGGUGGUGUCUCAUCCCGCCGCCAGGGGGGUCGCGGGCUGGAUCCUCGGGGAAUCCCCGGACUCGCGCUUCGACAGGAACCGGAAUCUGGGCAACAAGCUCUUCACCUACGCCCUCGCCUUCAUCCCCUGCUACUUCUCCCUGUUCAACGUCAUUUACUGGAUUUACAUUUUCGCUUAAGAGGGUUCAAGUGACCUUUUUCCUCUCUCUUUUUCCCUGUGUUGCUUUGUUUUUCCUUUAGAUCUUU